UAGAUAAGAUACGAAACUGAAAAGAGUGUGAAACUGUCUGAGUGUAUCAUUAGUGUAUGCUCCAUUUUUAUGGAAAAGUUCAUUGCAACCAUCAGACUUUUUACUUAUGAUGAUUAGAAAAAUGGGAAUUUUCCCUCAUUUGUUGCUGUCUUUAACCUUUGCAACCGUUUUCAUCUUCAUUAAUGUCGAUGCAGAAAAUCUUCGUCAGAGAAUCUUCAAGGGCAUCGAUGGAUUUUGCGGCUUCGACAAAUUCAAGUGCCUGAACAAUGAAUGCAUACCCAAAUCUAUGCUGUGCAAUGGCAGGAAUGAUUGCGGAGACAACUCUGAUGAAGGGUAUUGCUCAUCACGUUCUAGCCGCGAUUGUCCAAGCCAUCGAUUUUUCUUUUGUGGUCGAAACAGCAAUAACUAUGACAAGUGCAUUCCUAUGUCAUGGAGAUGCGACGGUUAUCAAGAUUGUUCCAGUGGUAAAGAUGAAGAACAAUGCAGCAAAGACUAUGAAAAUCUGACUCCAGCUAUUCUUCACAGAACUCGAAAUCGAGCGUUGAACUGGACUCGUCAGUUGAGGAAAGAGGACCAGCCUACACGUAAAUGGGGAUCCGAUGUAGGCAGAAUUGCCGUGGCCCUUUUCUUGUCUAAUGAUUCUGCUUUACGACAAAACAAAACCAUCCGAGAUGAGAUAUCAUACGAACUAAAUUUGGAUCUCUUAUCAAGACUAGCACUCAAGAAAAUCGAGGACAUAUCCAGUACAGAGCUGGCUUCUUACAUCAAUGCAUUCCUUGUCACUUGCAUAGAUCCCAGGAAGUUCCACGUCUUGGACUUGGUCAGCGAACUCCGCAGGCGCGUCGACGCUCAGAAUUAUACAAAUCCUUCGGUGAUAUUAGCGUUAUGCAAUGCUGGCGAAAGAAUCACCGACAGAGAUGUCGAAAAACUCAUCGGGGCAUUCUGGAAAGCUCAACGAGAAUUUUGGACAGAUACACAAGCUUUAACAGUUCUGGCUUUAGCAUGUGCAGCUAAACAGCCAUAUGAAGUUUAUGAUAUGGUAGAAAUCAACGAGCUCACAAUGGAGAUCAAAAAGCGACAAUAUCGAAACGGCACCGUUGAAAAUCUUAAGACUACAGCUCUUGUCUUGCAAGCUCUUUUCGCAUCAGAAAAUGAAGCCGAUGAAGACAAUUUCGACGAGGAGAAAGCCCUGAAGCAGAUCCUCCGUUUACAAGAGGAGGAUGGCUCUUUUGGAAACAUAGCUAAUACUUAUUAUGUUCUUCCUGUAUUAGGGUGUAGAAGCCUGGUUAACAUUAGUUCUUCUCACUGCAAAGUUCCUGUCAUAGACGAAAAAGAAGCCCUCAAGGAUCUGAUGAACCAGGUAGGAGAAAAGCGGAGCGUCCAGUUCUCUCUAUGGAUUGGCAACAAGAAGACGGUGGAGAGAACGAUCAGUCUCAGUGUCCCGGCCAACAGCUCUUUCUACCGUAUCAUGGAAUUCGCUGCAGGAGUGGACAACAAAUUCAAAUUCGAAUACAGCAUGAGGAAUGGAAAGCCUUACAUCUACGCCAUAUCAGAUAUACAAGAUGAUCCAGAAAAUGGAAUGUUUUGGUUUUUGUUCAGGACAUCGUCUUCGAACGAAGGCGAUCUAGAACCCCUAACUAAAAGCCCUGCUGAUAUUGUGCCAGGCGAUAAGCAGCACUUCAUAUUUUGGUACAAGUCUGGCUCUUGGAAUCAGUAAAACUUGUAAAACAACGGUGUUCCAACUAAAAGUCAUAUAAUUACUGUUUAUUUCCUAUAACAAUUAAAUACAGUCUUAUUUCUUAUUA
Messenger RNA from Argiope bruennichi, 1805 nucleotides. RefSeq lists its product as uncharacterized. The record is from RefSeq and is a predicted model, not a curated record. Gene Ontology annotation, molecular function: protein binding; cobalamin binding. Gene Ontology annotation, biological process: cobalamin transport. The transcript has 10 exons. The coding region runs from base 107 to 1717 and encodes 536 amino acids. Lineage: Eukaryota; Metazoa; Arthropoda; Arachnida; Araneae; Araneidae.